CACACCUUUCCAGGGAGUCCUUGCUCAACUUUUUGAGAAGCUGUCCGGUGGCGGAUUUGCCGUGCUUUACAGAGCAAUAGAGACAAUGGCGGAGAAGACGGAAUGCAGAGAUUUGACAGAUUUAGAAGAGGUUCUAAAUGCAGGUGAGGUUCAGUUCGAAGAAUCUUCAGAGAGAAAUGAGGACUGUGACUCGGAGGAAAACGAUGAAUCGUAUGUGGAGUCGUCUGAUGAUGACUAUGACGGUGGUGAAUAUCAGCCACCUUCCCGAAAGCCACGUUUCUCCUCAACUGCUACGAAACCCAGAGUAGCUUCUGCCCAAAGACAAAGGAACAUCCCAUCCAGAAGAAAGAGCAACACAUUCUGGCCAACACCAAGAAGCAAAAAAGGUUUAAAGUGGGCAAGUCAGGCUACUCCUCCACCUAGUGAUGACGAUGGGGAGAUGUGGCACUCAUUAGAGAAUCCUGACGCCCAACCAGAAACUCCUACCUUUUGCCCUCGUCAUCCGCCAGGGCCCCAAAUUGAUGCUACACAAUCAUGGUCACCGCUGAGCCUAUUCAAACUGUUUUUUAGUGCACGUAGCAUUCGAACCAUAAUCAAGAACACGAAUAAAAACGCAGAGAGAAAACUUUCAGGCGGCAUGAAGUUCAAAUGGUCAUCUGUUGGUGUCCAAGACUUCUUUAUCCUCUUAGCCAUUAUAAUAUUCGGUGGAUUAGUGCAGGUCCCUGCUAGAAGCGACCUAUGGAGAACAAAGUGGCCGUUCAACUUCCCGUUUCCCCGAGAGUGCAUGACGCGUAACAGGUUUGAAAGCAUCUUCUAUUGCAUUCAUCUUUCCGAUAUCGAAGAUGAUGCAGAAAAUGAGAAAAAGAGGGGAACGCCAGAGUAUGACAGACUGUUCAAGAUUAAACCCCUCUAUAAAGACAUACAGGUAGCAUGUCGAGCCGCUUUCCACCCGCACAGGGAGAUAUGUGUGGAUGAACGCAUGGUGGCGAGCAAGGCCAGGAUAGGGUUCCGUCAAUAUAUGAAGGACAAGCCCACCAAAUCUGGCUACAAGCUAUUUGUUUUAGCCGACUCUUGCUCUGCCUACACGUGGAACUUUUUUGUCUACCAGGGAAAGAUCGAGAGAGUUGAAAAGGAAGCUCUCAGCGUCACAUCGGUGAUGGACUUGAUGGAGUUCGACCUUCUUGGCAGAGGUUACCACCUUUACGUCGAUAACUUCUACACCAGCCCCAAGCUGUUCAAUAAACUGAAAUCCCACCACAUCGCUGCAUGUGGAACCAUCCGUCAGACGCGCGUCAACUUUCCAAAAACGACGAGAAACACUCUGUCCAGAUCAGCGGACAGAGGAGACAUGAGAUGGCUCCGUAAAGACGGACUGCUGUUUGUGAAGUGGAAGGAUACCAAGGAGGUGGCAAUGUGCAGCACCUUCCACAAAGCCUACAGUGGGGACACCGUGAAGAGGAGAGUGAGGGAGGAGGGGAAGUGGUGUGUCAAGGAUAUCACCAUUCCUGAUGCAGCGAGGGAUUACAAUAAGUACAUGGGAGGAGUGGACCUAUCGGAUGCUCUCAUCCAGUAUUACACUGUCAGGUCAAAAACCAUGAAGUGGUACAAAACUUUCUUUUAUCAUUUCAUAGACAUCGCCGUGGUGAACUCUUUCAUCCUGUUCAAGAUGUUGAUGAGAGAAAAAGGACAGCCUCUUCUGGGACAGAAGAAGUUCAGGGAGCUCCUCCUGGAGGAGCUUGUAGGUGAAGCUAAAGCUCUAGUUCAGGCAUCCAGUCCAAAAGCUGGUCCACCUAAAAUGUGCAUGCCAUCACAUUAUGGAUACGUUGGAGUUGACUUAAGGAGAACUUGUGUGUAUUGUAAAAAGGCUGGCCAGCUAAGAAAAACGUCAGUGUAUUGCAUCAAGUGUGAUGUUGCCCUAUGUUGCCUUUCCAGCAGAAAUUGUUUCAGAGAUUUUCACUACAAGAAGAAAGGUGUGGUUUGGUGACUGCUUGUACAUUGGUUUUAGUUUUUUUCUAAAAUGUUCUUAGUUUUUGUCCUUCUGUUUUUCUACAAUAGUAUUAGGGAGUUUUCUAUUGUAUU
Molecule: messenger RNA, 2079 nt
Organism: Poecilia reticulata (guppy)
Lineage: Eukaryota; Metazoa; Chordata; Actinopteri; Cyprinodontiformes; Poeciliidae
Source: RefSeq, a predicted model, not a curated record